Messenger RNA from Cynara cardunculus var. scolymus (artichoke), 1542 nucleotides. RefSeq lists its product as uncharacterized. The record is from RefSeq and is a predicted model, not a curated record. The transcript has 5 exons. Bases 1 to 1542 code for a protein of 513 amino acids. Lineage: Eukaryota; Viridiplantae; Streptophyta; Magnoliopsida; Asterales; Asteraceae.
AUGAGUGGGGGGAUCACUAGGUUGAAAGAACACCUUACUCACAUCGGAGGUAACGUCAUUGGUUGUCCUAAUGCGAGUAACGACAUCAAAAAAAGAGUUCUAGCAUCCAUUAGUGAAAAGAAUAAGAAAAAGAAAGAACGAAAUAGAAAUGUAGAAAUCCUUCGACAAUAUUCGGUUGAAGUUGAUGAUAUUGAUGAUAUUGAUGAGGAUGAGCAAGACGUAGAUGGAAUAGAAAUUAUCGAAGGAGGAAGAGCACGAGCACAAGCCUCAACACAGCCUCGUGGUUUAAAAAGAAAGYCCGCUAGUGAUGUUCGCGGGCCUCUUGAUGCGAUGUUGAAGCCCGAUUAUGYCAAGAUAAAGCAAGCCACUUUAGAUAGAAACAAUCCAAUCAAAGAGAAGUUAAAGUUGGCCGCUUGGAAAGAGUUUGCGGUUUGGGCAUAUUCGGUUGGGUUGCCRUUUAAUGCCGUGAAAGAUGAGAACUUUCAAAAGUUCAUAAAUGCUGUUGGAGAGUAUGGAAAGGGCAUGCCGGCUCCAAGUUAUCAUAACAUUCGGGUCACAUUGUUGAAAGAUGUACUUGAGGACACCAACAAGUUUGUAGACUCCUUUCGUUCACACUGGAAGAAGAGUAAAUGCACUAUUAUGUCCGAUUUUUGGACAGACGGGAAAGGGAGAAGCUUGAUYAAUUUUUUGGUCAAUUGUCCACAAGGGACAAUUUUUUUGAAAUCAAUUGAUGCAUCGGAGCAUGUGAAAGAUGCACAAUUAAUUGUACAGAUGAUCAAUGAGGUUAUAGAGGAUGUCGGAGAGGAGAACAUCGUGCAAUUUGUCACCGAUAAUGGGUCCAACUUUAAAGCUGCUGGAAAAAUCUUGGAAGAACAACAUCCUCAGAUGUUUUGGACACCAUGCGCAGCACAUUGCGUGAAUCUUAUGAUAGGCGAUGUCGGAGAGAAAAUUCCGAAGAUUAAAAGUGUGUUAGUUGAUGCGAGAGCGAGCAUCCAUGAGAAUCGGCAUCAUCUCCAAGUUCUAUUUGUUUCUGAACAAUGGAGGAAGAGUGACUUUGCCAAGAAACCCAUCGGAAAAAGAAUUGAACGGAUAAUAGCUAGGCAAGAGUUUUGGGACAAUAUUUAUCUUGCUUGUCAGCUAUUGGCACCGUUGGUUGAUGUUGUUCGGUUGGUUGAUACGGAGGAGAAGCCGUGUAUGGGCUAUAUAUACSAUGCUAUGGAGAGAGCUAAAGAUCAAAUUAAGAAGAACUUGACUGGCACCGUUCACGAAAGACUGAUCACUAAAGUGUGGUCAAUGAUUCAAGCACGAUGGAGUGACAAACUUCAUCAUCCUUUGCAUGUCGGUAAAUUGAGAGAGGGUGGAUUGAGGUGGUUUGAGCAUGUCCAAAGGAGACAGUUGACAACACUUGUGAGGAGAGUGAAGAGAGUAAUUGUAGAGGGGAUGAGGAGGGGUGGGACUAGAAGAACGUGGGAUGAACAGUUGAGAUUGGACAUGGUAGCUUUAGGUAUUUCCGAGGACAUGACCUCUCAUAGAAGUUCUUAG